Molecule: messenger RNA, 11061 nt
Organism: Struthio camelus australis
Lineage: Eukaryota; Metazoa; Chordata; Aves; Struthioniformes; Struthionidae
Source: RefSeq, a predicted model, not a curated record
UAUACUGGCACAACUCUGGUCUCUGCAGAACUCAAACUUGUCUGUUUUUAGCCUUCUCUGAGCAUUUCUGAGGGUGUGGGCAUAUCGUAACUCCUUCUUUAGCACUGUUGUGCCAGGUUUCAGGGGUAUUUAGACUAAGAAAGUCAUCGCUUUGUCUUGCAGGAACCAAACGUACAUGACCUCUGUCUAUCUCCUGCUGAGAGACCUUCAGUUACUAAUUUCUCAUUAAAGUCACCUUUGGGCAAAGUCUGUACAAUGUAGAAAGCUUCUACGGACUGUCUCAUUUCCAGAAGCGAGAUAUUUUGCUUAGAAAAAAAACUGUGAUAACUUCUGUGAGAUCUUCAGGCAGGGAAGCUGGACUAAAGAUGUCAUCUUUGCAGACUGGGAAGCAGAAGUAUCAUGCCACCAUCCUUAGACUGUUACUUGCUGCUGGUCUUGUUGUAGCUGUCCGGAGUGCCUGUGAGCUUCCGCCACGUUUCUCAUCUGCAGAACUGAAAGAUGCUUAUCGCGGCAUUAGCCAAUUUCCUGCUCAUUCAAAGGUGGAAUACGUCUGUCGUCCAGGCUACAAGAGAAAUCUCAGUGUCAAAAGCACUUUGGUUUGUGAAAUGAAUGAUGAGUGGAAAGGAUCAGACAAAAUUUGUAUACCAAGGUCAUGCAGCUAUCCUGGAGAGCCAGUCAAUGGCAGACUUCUAGGAGAACAAUUCAGUUUUGGUUCAACAGCAAACUUCACCUGUGAAGCUGGGCACAGACUGAUUGGAAAUUCCCAAAUUCAGUGUGUAAUUAGAAAUGGGGUUGUUACGUGGGACGGAGACGUUCCAGUCUGUGAACCAAUACCAUGCUCACCCCCUCCGGAUAUAGCGAAUGGAGUGUAUAGUGGAACUGCUGGAGAUGAUUUCAGUUACGGAGCUUCUGUCACUUAUCAGUGUAACCCUGUCAAAAGAGGAGAGACACCUUUCUCACUGAUCGGAGAUGCCUCUAUUCACUGUACAACCACAGACAACCUAAACGGUGUCUGGAGCAAGCCUGCCCCUGAGUGCAAAGUGGUUCGCUGUAAACAUCCAAAUAUUGACAAUGGAAAACUGUUGAGCAGAUAUAGAGCUGAGUACACCUACAGAGACACCGUGAUGUUUGACUGUGACUUCCGCUAUGCCAUGAAUGGCAGUGAUAUAUCUACAUGCACAGAAAAUAGCAUUUGGGACCCUCCAGUGCCAGUUUGUCAACGAAGUAGCUGUGAUGACCCUCCUGAUGUGUAUAAUGCUGUUAAAAAAAACCUUGCUGGCAAUUUAUUUCCUAUUAAGACUCUAGUUACGUAUGAGUGUCAGGUGGGCCAUGAGUUCAGCCCUGGAGAAACCAUGUGGCAUAUUGAAUGUCUGCCGGAUUUUACGUGGACUGAAGUUUCAUAUUCUUGUGAAAGAGUUCGUUGUCCAAAUCCAGAUGUCAGAAAUGGAAAGCACAUACAUGCAUGGAGUUAUAAAGAGGACAAUUAUGAGUAUGGAGACAGAGUUCAAAUUACGUGUAAUCAUGGCUAUACUUUCAAAGAUCAUGACAAUGAAGUUGUGCUUCAGUGUACAGUGAAUGGUACAUGGGAUCGUGAAAUACCGGAGUGCAUUCUAGAACCUUUGUGCCCAGAACCAGUCAUUGAUCAUGGAAGAGAGGUUUAUAAGAGUAGAAAUAACUACGCCCCUGGGACCCAAGUGAGGAUAACAUGUGAUUCUGGCUAUGUCCUCAGAGGCCAGGCAUUGGUUGAAUGUCAGGCUGACAAGAGCUGGGCCCCUCAACUACCAUUUUGCGAUGAAGUCUGUGGCCCACCUCCAAAAAUCAACAAUGGCCAGCACUCUGGCUUGAAAACAGAGCACUUCCCCUACGGAUCCGAAGUAACAUACAGAUGCGCAGAGGGUUUGUCCCUCAUUGGGGAGUCCUCCAUUUACUGCACGUCUGACGACGGGGUAAACCUGAUGUGGAGCGGACCUGCCCCAGAGUGCAAAGUGGUUCGAUGUCCAAAGCCAGUAAUCGACAAUGGCAGGAUGACUACACGAAGGCAUACGUUUCCGUACGGGGUGGCCGUGCGAUUUUCUUGUAACGAAGGCUACGUGCUACACGGCAGUAACGAGAGUCGGUGCCUGGGUGACAGCGCCUGGCAUCCUCCUCUGCCGACCUGUCAGCCAGUUCAGUGUCACCUACCAGUGGGAGAUGACCUAGUGCUUUACACUGACAAGUCAGGGUAUGAAGUGAACGAAACCCUAACCUUCUCCUGCAAAAGUGAUGACAGUCAAUUAAUAACUUCAAGAACUACCUGCUCAGCUGAUGGCAAAUGGAUACCAUCACCCAAAUGCCAUGAUACAUGUAAGAAGUUUCUUCAAGCUAGAGAAAUUCUGCAGUGUGAAGUUCCUCUGGCAGAACUGAAAAAUGUGCUGGAAGUAUGGAAAUUGUAUCUGGAGAUCCAGAAACUUGAAAAGAAGCUAAACAUCACAGUAAACAAAGUUCGUUGUCCCAAUCCAAACAUUACUAAUGGAGUGCAGAUACCUAAGCCAAGACCUGGAGAAAAUGCGUAUGAGUACGGAGACACUGUUUCCAUUGAAUGCAAUCCUGGGUAUGGCAUCAAAGGCAACAUCAACAGCUCUGCCCUGAUUUGGUGCAGGUAUGAUGGGAGCUGGGAUGCUGCUGUACCAGUGUGUGAACCAGUUUGUGACCAGCCCCAGAAUAUUUCUCACGGGAGACACAAUGGCUGGACAAAGAAGAAGUUUUUUGUUGGGGCAUCGGUGAUGUACAUGUGUGACAGAGGUUACACAGUUGUUGGAGAGCCUCUUAUUUAUUGUAAAGCUGGAGAUGGGGUGCCUGCAAACUGGAGUCACCCUAUCCCUGAGUGUACAGAGGUUCAGUGUCCAGCCCCAGAUAUCGAACACGGAAGACUGAAGUCUGCACAGAACUUCACCUACAAGAGCACGGUCACAGUCGAAUGCGAUGCUGGCUACGUCCCCGUGGGUGUGACCACCAUUCAGUGCCAGGACAAUGGCAGAUGGCACCCGCGGGAGCCCACUUGUGUCCUGGGUCGCUGCCCCUACCCUCCUGCUGUUGAUCACACAGACCGAAACCCUCAGCGGGACUUUCCAGUAGGUACAACUGUAACCUACUUCUGCAGAUCUGGAUACACUUUGCUCCCAGAAGUUUCUCCAAAAACUACUUGUCUUAAAAAUUUCACGUGGUCCAAAAUCCCAAAGCUUUGCCAGAAGGUUCACUGUCCAAACCCAGCUAUUAACCAUGGGAAAGAGAUCAGUAUCAGGAAAGUGGAAUAUACCUUUGGGGACCGUGUGGAAUUUCAGUGUGAUCUUGGCUAUGUGCUCAAAGGCAGUCAGAGGAUUCAGUGUUGGUCUGAUGGGAUGUGGCGACCUCCAGUACCGUACUGUGAUAUGGUCUGUGGCCCACCUCCAAAAAUCAACAGUGGCCGGCACUCUGGCUUGAAAACAGAGCACUUCCCCUACGGAUCCGAAGUAACAUACAGAUGCGCAGAGGGUUUGUCCCUCAUUGGGGAGUCCUCCAUUUACUGCACAUCUGACGACGGGGUAAACCUGAUGUGGAGCGGACCUGCCCCAGAGUGCAAAGUGGUUCGAUGUCCAAAGCCAGUAAUCGACAAUGGCAGGAUGACUACACGAAGGCAUACGUUUCCGUACGGGGUGGCCGUGCGAUUUUCUUGUAACGAAGGCUACGUGCUACACGGCAGUAACGAGAGUCGGUGCCUGGGUGACAGCGCCUGGCAUCCUCCUCUGCCGACCUGUCAGCCAGUUCUGUGCCCAGAACUGCAAGUCAAAAAUGGAAAGUUGAUUGGAACUUGGGAUGGUAACAUGCGGUACAGGACAAAUGCAACUCUUACUUUCGAAUGCCUUCAUGGAUACCACUUUUCAGGUGAUGGAGACAUGUCUUUAGCAGACUCUUGGACAGUCACGUGCUUAGCUGAUGGCAACUGGACACAGCUGCCCAAGUGUAAAAAACAAGACAAUGCUGCUAUAUGUGAAGAGGUUGAUGAUAUUAAAGCAGCCUUUGGAUGUGGUGUGCCUAUAGCGGAAAUGAAAACUCUGCUGGAAAUACAAAAACUGUUUCUGGAGAUUCAGAAACUAAAGGAAGGUUUCCAGCGUGGUCAAAUGGUCAUUUGGAUUAAGAGCGAGGAACGGGCAGCCCAGGUAACUGCUUCAUGGGCGAGGGGACGUGGUGACUGUGGGCCUCCACCCCGCAUGACCCAUGCCAAGCCGUCUGGCACCAACCUCACCGGCAGCUUCCCCAUUGGAUCCAAGGUCACGUAUACGUGCCUUGAGGGCACCAUCAAAGUCCCUGGGAGCUCUGUCCAGCAGAGCAACAGCCCGGUAAGAAAACAGAGGUCACCUGCUAUGCAUUCGGGAGCUUUCCAAGAGCACCGCAGCGAGAGCGCUGCUGCACUCACAAGCUUUGUUGGUGUCCCUCGAGAUGGCCAGCUCUUCCAGGCUGGCUUUCCUUGCCCACCAGGCAGCUGUGCUACCCCCAUGAGCCUGCGCUUCGCUGCCCUCUCUGAGAAGGACCAGUUGAGGAAUAUCUACCCUGUUGGGAUCACCGUGAGCUACCUCUGCCGCCCCGGCUACGAGAACCUCACGGAGAGCUCUCCCACCAGCACGUGCCUAGAAAAUUUAACAUGGUCGCAAGCUCCUGAGUUAUGCAAGAAGAAAUCCUGCGGCGACCCCGGGGUGCUGCCCCGGGGCAGAGCUGUGAUUCUGACAGACGUUCUGUUCGGCGCAAGGGUGAACUUGUUCUGUGAGGACGGUAUGCUACUAAUCACACUGGUAUCAGGGGAGAAAAUAUUGUUCUCAGUUUCUGAACAGUUGCACAAAUUGCUCUUUUCUUGUACAUUUUCACUUAGGUACAAAUUAAGUGGGAGGCAUUUCAUCCAGUGUCAGCUUAAAGGAGACAACGUUGAAUGGAGCAAAUUUCCAACUUGUGAAUUAAUUACCUGCUUUCCACCUCCUCAAAUUAUCAAUGGAAAGCAUGAUGGUGAAGGUGUAGCAAAAUUUGCUUAUAACUCAACAGUGACUUACAACUGUGAUUCUGGCUUCCAACUCAGUGGAAACGUUUCCAUUCGUUGUACAAGUACAGAUAAAAUGAGCGGAGUCUGGAGUGGAGCUGCGCCUGAAUGUAAAGAGAAAAGAACAUCUGUCAAACUUGGAUCAAAAGAAAUGAAAAAGAGUCCUGCUCUCAAAGAUUCCUAUGGCUACAGCAUCCAAGCAUCUAAGAAGGCUUUCAAAAAGAAAAUGAAAAUCAGCCUCUAUAAAAAGUCACUCCAAAAUACCAUCUCCUCUCAUUCUUCUUCAUUCUCCAGGGCACCAGGUAAUUGUGUUACCUCAGCAUUCAGAUUUGUUGUACCUUUGUAUAAAAGCCAGAAUUACUACUACCCUGGAAGCAGCCAAAGAUCUGUAUGUCCCCCGAAGUACAUGGGAAUUUCUGGCAUUCUACCCCAGGCUGACUGCUUUGAAAACCUAAAAUGGUCAAAAGUUCCAGCACUUUGUGGAACAAGAUCAUGGGCAGCCAGGAGAACCAGAACAUGGCAGAAGUGCUGUUACAGCAGAUUUCCAAUUCGUUGCAAAGGAAUAUUUUACCUCGGCCUGCUAGGCGAGUUCAACUUGGAAGAAAACCACCCAGAGCUCAGGGCUGGCAGCGCGCAGGGAUCGCUCCGGGCGCUUGCGGGAACCGGCCGGGUCACCUUGCACGCCCUCCGUCUCGUCGCCGAAGGAGCGGGCGGGAGGGAGGGUGUAUUUCGGUGGACGGCCAAGAGCCGCGCUGGCAGUUCCGCCCGCUGCUUUGUCUUUAGCAAAGGGAUGUCGGAGCAAGAUAAAAACAAGUUGUCUACAGCCGAGCAGACACGGCCCCGUUAUCAACAGGCUCAGCUGCCCUUUGUGCGCGUUUCCAGAGCAGCUUCUGGCGCCCGGAGGCUUCGCUGCCUGCUUGGCGCUGCUGUGGCGGCAGUGAAAGCGCUGCAAAGUUCAGCAGAAAAUGUGAGCGGCAGAAACGCACAGAGACCCGGGAGGCGUGAGCCCGGGACGGUCCCCAUAGGUGCAGGCAUCUCGAUUUCGGACAGACAGAAGGGUAUGGCUGCAGGUGACUGCGGGCCGUUGCCGAAGCUAAAGCACGCGGAGCCCCCGGAGCGGAGCAAGCAUCAGGGAAGCUUCGCUGUUGGCUCCAAAGUAACAUACAGGUGCCUCGAGGGCUUUGCUAAGCUGCCCAGCAUGUCGGAUACGGUAGUGUGCCUUGCCACCUCCCAGUGGUCCGACCUCCUCGCAUUCUGCGGCCGUAGCUGUUCUAGCCCACCACGUCUACGUUUCGCUAAAAUAUCAGAAGAAGAUGAAACCAAGAAUUUUUAUGAUGUUGGGAUCGCUGUGAAUUAUAUUUGUCGCCCAGGCUAUGAGAACGCCACUGAAAGGGUCCUCACCAGCACUUGUCUUGAAAACUUAACAUGGUCAGAAGUUCCUGAGUUAUGUCGAAAGAAAUCUUGUGGCAUUCCAGCAAAUCCGGAACAUGGCAAAGUUGUUAAAACAGAUAAUCUGUUCGGUGCAAGAGCAGGUGUAAUUUGUGAUGAUGGAUUUCUUUCACUCACACCUGCACAGCCGCACGCUCACAAGCGCCAAGAGGAGUGUGCCCAGGUCGCCUGUCCAGGGUCACUUACUUGCAUGUACAUACUAGCAGCAGGGUCACCUUUCAUCACUUGUUUGCUGAGGGGGAACGACGUUGCCUGGAGUAAACUUCCAGCUUGUCAGGCUAUUGCUUGUGCUCCACCUCCAGCUGUUCCCAAUGGGAAGCACAACGGCAGCAGUACAGAGGAGUUCAGGUACAACUCAGUCGUGACUUACACAUGUGACCCUGGUCUCCAGCUUACUGGAAAUGAAAUUCUUCGUUGUAUAACUGUAAAUAAGAUCCAUGGUGUCUGGAGCGGGCCACCUCCUGCAUGCAGAAUUGACACUAUGGCAGUGACAAGCCCAGCUACACCCUCAGAGGAUGAAAGAGCAGAGAAUCGUCAGGUCUUAGGAGUCUGUAUAAUUCUAGUUUGGGUCAUCAUGAGGUGGAAGAAAAAAAAGAAAAAAAGUUCUUAUGAUACAGUUUCCCCAAUGAGUGAAAUUAAGGGAAGGGAUCUGCAGAUGAGUCAAACACUAACAGAUAACGCAAAGAAGCCUGUGCCAUGGAAUUUCUUUUUCUGUUCUACUGACAAAGCUCCAGAUUUGCUGAGGAGACACUCUGCAGAAGAAGAAAUUUCGGAGACGUGUGAAGCAGAGCAGCCCUUGAGCCAUGAAAGCCCUGGUCACAUUUGUCCCGUCUGCGAAGGCUGGCUCCGUGCCCACCUCGACCAGGGCGAAAGCCCCGCCGCGGCGUCCGCGGGGCCCGCAGCAGCUCCCAGCCGGGAGGAGGAGCGCUGCCGCUCAAACUCCAGCUGGAGUGCAAGCAGCGAUUUCUGCAUCGGAAAACCGUGCAGUCCACCAGAUAUAGCGAAUGGCAAAUUUGAUUACACAACCGAUCUCCGAUUUGGAGCAGUAAUAAAAUUCACCUGUAACGAAGGGUACCGACUAAUUGGGGAUUCAUCUGCAGAAUGUGUACUUCAAGGCAAUGAUGUGUCUUGGAAUCAGCUUCCACACUGUGAAAUAAUUCCUUGUCCACCACCACCUGCGAUCGCAAAUGGACAGCUCAAUGCUGAGAGUGAAGACUUUAUCUUUGGCUCAACUGUAACUUACAGCUGUGACCGUGGCUUUUCCCUCAUCGGAGAGUCCACGAUCCACUGUACAGCAGAUAAUGAAAUGAAUGGAAGAUGGAGUGCUCCAGCCCCUGAAUGCAAAGUGGUCAGAUGUGAAAAUCCAGAAGUGAAAAAUGGGGAGAAGGUGUCUGGUUUCAACACUGAGUACACAUACAAAGAAACAGUCAUUUUUCAGUGCAAAUCUGGUCAUGUUUUGAGCGGUAGUAGUGUCAUUACUUGUGAAGCCAACGGUAUGUGGAAGCCAUCUCCGCCAACUUGUGACCCACGUUACUGUGGUCCUCCUCCAAGCUUCACUUUUGCCAAAUUUGACGCUGUGAGCAGCCAGUAUCCUGCUGGAACUGAGUUGACUUACAAGUGUAAACCAGGUUAUACUGCAGCAAGUGGAAAGUCUCCUGUUGUUACUUGUCUGAUGAAUGCAACUUGGUCUGCAGACUCUGAGUUCUGUAUACGAAAGCAAUGUUCUCCUCCCCAAAUAAAGAAUGGGAAAGUAAUAGAAGACAAUUUCCAGUUUGAGACAACAGUGAAGUUCACCUGUGAUGCUGGGUAUGAAUUAAAGGGGUCAUCUUCUGCCAAAUGUGUGAUUGCAGGAAAUGAAGUUGACUGGAAUACAGCACUUCCAUACUGUGAAAGACAGCCGCCUGAUGUUCUCUGUGGACCACCACCUGUUAUUAACAAUGGAAUACACAAUGGCACAACAGGAAGCGACUUUGUUUAUGGCUCUGUUGUAGUCUAUAAAUGCAGUGAUGGCUUCACCCUUACUGGAGAGGCCUCUAUUCACUGUACAGUAGAAAAUCAAUCUCAUGGAGUCUGGAGCAAGCCUACUCCUGAAUGCAAAGGCACAGCUGACAAGAUCAUUACUGGAAUCCUGCCGCUCCUCCUGGCAAUCCUGGUUAUUCACUUCUAGAUUCAAGAAGAGGCAACUGGAAGAGCCGGAGCGACCCCUCAGAGAGCACUGAACUUCUGUAGACACGUUGGACUUUGUCUCACUGAUCUCAGGGCUGUGGAUUUCACUCUUGUGAGAUUGGACUAGAAGCAGCAAUCUGCAAACCUUAGAUGAAAAAAAGCAAUCCUCUCUCAUGCUCCCUCCUGCUGCCUGGGAACUGCUUAUGCUUUUGGCUGCAGGUGUAAUAGCUGCAUGUUGUGUUGAACAUACAGCAGCUUGCAUAUGUGGCCUGUGCUGGACAGUUCUCGACCAUCCAGAUGAAACUACCGUUCAGAAAUCAAGUGCGUUUAUCCUCCUGUUAAGUUGUAAUGAUACCAAAGACCUUCAUCCUGCAAUGCUGUAGACUCAUGAAAAUAGGGCUCUUCAGGUACCUCCAUGUUUUGUUUUUCAGCUCCACUAAGGUAGUGUUACAUCUGAACCUAAUUGGGAUUUACAGGUGUCUUAAGUGUCCUGAGGUGAAAAGUGAUGUUGCUGCUAAGAGGGUUAACAGUGACUGUCUUCCUGUGAAUGAUAUACACUGGAGAAAAUUAAGCUUAAUGUCCCACUUUGGCUUCCUAUUCAUAUUAUCUGUAGGUUGUGAGAGACCUGAGGAAAUUCACAUAAAAGUGUUUGCUCUAGUUCUUACUUCAAGGCCAGUCUGAGCUGUUGUGCAAAUAGCAAUCCAGAUAAACUGGUACUUUCCCUGGAGAAAAACAUUUAAAUGCCUUAUUUCAAAGAACUACUAUUCUGACUCUUCCUGUACUAAAACUAAUCUUGUGGUCUCUGCAGUGGCGGUGCCCUUGUAUCUUAUCAAAGCUUUCCUCUUCCUGCCUUGCAGAAACACCCCUCUUGUCUCUUCAGUGACUCACUGCUUCUUAGGAAGUGGCAAAGUGGGUUGCUUGGCUGAGAUCUCUGGGGAGAAAGUUAAUCAGGGUGGCGUUACACAGUGUCAGUGGAGCUUGUCCGCAGGCAGGUGGUGUGCAUUCUGCAGAAAUGUCAUGGCAACCGAACGCAAAACCUGCAGGUGGCUUUGCAGAUGCCACCAAAUACCAGAAAGUUGCUUCGUUUGAACCUUUCACUUUUUGCUCCCUUGCUCUUUGACUGGUAGGAAAUCAAUGUCUUCAUUUGCACUUGAAAGGUGUUUGCUGGGUUCAGACAGGGUGGCACAAGAUGCUGGGCAGCCCAACUGCACUGUGGGGCUGCGCGUGGAGGGAGGAGGAGCGUGGACCCCCAGUGUGGAGAAGGCCUGGCAGCUCAGCUCCACACACUUCUCUUGGCUGCUGUGAAAGUGAAGGAGCCAAAGCUAUUUUGGUGGCCAGUUGGGCUCAGGGAAGUCCCCCAGGCUGGUGCUGUGGGAAGCUGUGAUGCGUGGAGAGGUGUUGGUGCAACUUGUUGAGUGAACGUAGGCACUGAUACGCAGAAAGCAAAACCCUUAGGUUUCAUAUCUCGAUUACCGUGGAUGACUGCACUAUCUGCGCAUUUCGCUUUCGCCCUGUCUAAAUUGGCCUAGCUGCGUGUUGUGUGAGGAUGAUGUGAUAAGGGCAUAGAGUAUAGAUGAGUGAGAAAGCAUGCUAAAAUAAGGUAUGCUGUCCCCUCCCUUCCUUCUUGAUUCAGGCUUUGUAAGUGCCACAGAGAUAGCUCAGAUAAUGAGACCUCACUCACCUUGUAUAAACCUGUUUGGCUGAUAGUUGACCUUUGUUAUAGUGACGCUGUCUUUCUUGAUUUUAACAGAUCAGACGGUUAAAUUAUCACUCUGUUCAUUUAAAUCUGCUAGCUCUGCAUUAUGCACAUCCAGAAAAGGGAAGUAUUCAAAAUGCAUGUACUACUAACUUUGUGUUUCUGCAUUUUUACCAGUGCUUUCCCGUUAACAGGAACGUGCAUCUGAUUCUAAGGAAAAGCACAUGCAGUAAUUUCCACCAACAUGUUGCCUCAUUACAGAUGAACUUCUCCCUUCCAGCUGGGACAUUAUUCUGAUCUGGCACAGCAAAACACUGUAUUCGGAAGUAAGCCUUACCACAUAAAAAUUUGCAAAUUGGAUUUUUAUUUUUAAUAAGCCAGGUGAAUGGCUAGGUGAACAAAACGUAAAUUUAAAGCUCAGUAGCUUAGUGUGGUGUUCUGUUUUGUUUUCUUAAUCCCAGCACAAUCGUCAUCCUUACUGCAUAAUUCAGAGUGACCUUUUCCGAAUGAGUUAACUUUUGUUAUUAGGGCCGAACCUGAAGCGAUCCUUCCUUCGCCGAAGGGAAGGAGCCGCAAACGCUGUGACAGAGGCAGCCGUCGAAAGAGUACGAGUAUACUGUGUUAUAUGAAUACGAUAGAGUUGUAAAAUUCUGCUUUGUAAUGCAGAUGUUAAUGAAUCGAAUUAAAUUAUGAAGUUUAAACGCCG